AAUAUUCAUAAUUAGCAUAUUCUAAACUCAAUAUAAAAGUUGAUUACUGGUUGAAAAUACCAUCAUAUUAAUAUGGGAAAACCGAAGUGGAAUUUUAGAGACAUAUCAUUAGGCUUACAAAUAUUGCGGGAAUUUUUAUUAGGACGAAAACACAAUUUGCACGGACGCUUUCCGCCAAAAAUGGCACCUAGGACCAUACCAUCGCCGGACAUACCACGUGGACCGGACGACAAAUAUUCAAAUCAGUAUUAUUUCAAAAGAAAUGCAUUUAAUUCUGUGAAGCCUCCUGUCGUAGCACCAAUAGCGGAGGGCCCUUCAAUGAAUAGAGAUCCUACAAAGAAGGCCAUGCCUGGUGGCGUGAGACCAGAUGCGGUGUGUUUCAGCUAUUUGCCGAGCCCUGGCCCUGCGUGGUGGUGGGACGGGCAUUGUUACUACGAGUGUGUUCCAGAUCCACCUCCUAGCCCUCCGCCGCCGUGUCCGCCUUGUUCACCCCCUCCUGAACCCAAAGAUUGCGCUCCUCCACCGCCACCACCGCCACAACCUCCCUGCUCACCCUGACCCCUGCCAGCCGUCUAAUGAAC
Messenger RNA from Achroia grisella, 581 nucleotides. RefSeq lists its product as uncharacterized. Gene Ontology annotation, cellular component: mitochondrial inner membrane. The coding region runs from base 73 to 558 and encodes 161 amino acids. The record is from RefSeq and is a predicted model, not a curated record. NCBI's taxonomy places the organism in Eukaryota, Metazoa, Arthropoda, Insecta, Lepidoptera, Pyralidae. Gene Ontology annotation, biological process: mitochondrial electron transport, NADH to ubiquinone; ATP synthesis coupled electron transport. The transcript is spliced from 2 exons.